Achroia grisella is the source of this 2643-nucleotide messenger RNA. RefSeq names its product very-long-chain 3-oxoacyl-CoA reductase (gene spidey). The record is from RefSeq and is a predicted model, not a curated record. Bases 138 to 1082 code for a protein of 314 amino acids. The transcript has 6 exons. NCBI's taxonomy places the organism in Eukaryota, Metazoa, Arthropoda, Insecta, Lepidoptera, Pyralidae. Gene Ontology annotation, molecular function: oxidoreductase activity. Gene Ontology annotation, cellular component: endoplasmic reticulum.
CCGUCACAUUGUACGUUCGGUAGUGUCAGCACUCAGUACGCAUGCGCGAUUAAUGUCAAGCAGUGAAACGCGUUCUCACGUCGCGUAUAACCUCUAUAUAUAUUCUAUUAAAAUAUAUUUCUAGUUAUUAAAUAAAAAUGGUUGCAUUUACACCGUUAGAAAAAAUUGCGAUAGCGUUAUUGACAUUAUUAUUGUUAUAUAUUGUGAUAAAAAUAUGGAAAGUGUUGUACGUUUUUGUAAUUGGGCCUGCGGUUAAUCGUGUAGACUUCAAAUCACAGGGAAAAUGGGCAAUGGUUACGGGUAGUACAGAUGGAAUCGGAAAGGAGUAUGCUAGACAGUUGGCAGCCCAAGGUUGUGAUAUUAUUCUAGUCAGUCGAUCGCUGGAUAAAUUGAAUACAACGGCAGAAGAAAUUGAGAAAGAUUUCAAAGUACAAACGAAAGUAAUCCAAAUCGAUUUCAGUCAAGGUGGAGAUAUUUAUGGAACUUUAUCCAGUCAAAUUAUGGACCUAGAAAUCGGAGUAUUGGUGAACAAUGUAGGCGUAUCUUACGUUUAUCCGGAGUAUUUCUUGGAACUACCUGACUGGCAAAACCUCAUUUCAAAUCUAGUAAACGUGAACAUCGUAUCGAUGAUUCGCGUUACAGCCCUAGUGUUGCCCGGUAUGGUGAAGAGAGGCAAGGGUAUCGUCAUAAAUAUUGGAUCUGGCUCGUUUCAAUUACCAGCUGCAUUACUUACCGUCUAUGCUGCAUCUAAGGCAUUUGUUGCAAAAUUCUCCGAAGGGCUGACUACAGAAUAUGGUAACAAAGGAAUUACGGUACAGUGUGUAAAUCCUGGAUUCGUUGCUACCAACAUGAGCAAGAUUCGCAGAACCUCAUUCUUCGCUCCCUCGGCGAAAGAUUUCGUCAAAGUGGCACUUAGUUUAGUUGGCACUACUUCUAUGACCAAUGGUUACUUCAGCCAUUCGCUUUUGACCUUUGGAAGCAAUACAAUUAAAUCCAUAUCUGAGGAUCUAAUAAACUGGCUGAGUAAGAGAACAUUGGAGAACAGUCGCAGGAUAAUGAUCAAAAAGUACAAGAAACAGUAAUUUAUAUUCUUUAAAGCUUUGCUCUAUUUCAAAUUGGGUCUACUGUCUGGCGAAUACUCAAUGAUUUUAAAUGAUCAAUGUUUCAUAGUAUUCAUUUGACAAUAGAUCUUUCUUAAUCUUUGCUGUUAAUAGAUGCUACAAUAACUUUUCUUUCCUACUACAUAACACAUGCCAUAAAUCUUAAUACCAAAGAUGUAAAUAAGAGCUAGCGUUAAUUUAGAUCUCUGUAAACAUUAUUGAUAUUUAUACCUACUAUAUAGGUAAAUUUAUUCUUAGAUAAUGUCCUAAUUUCUGAAAAAAGUAUAUCUGUGUAUACAUUGUGUUAUAUAUGUAUAAAAAAAGACAAACACAAUUAAGCUCGAAGUAUCUAACAAACACUUUGGGUUAUAUGAGGAACUACUAUUAAUAUUACUGUUUUUUCGGUUAUGGCAUUUCAUGAAGAUAGUUAUUUUUUUAUUUAUUUAACAUUUAUCUAUCAUGUAAUUGAUAGAAGUGAGUAAUGAAUCGAAUUGUUCAGAAAAAAAGUAACCGCAAGAGGAUAUGCGAUUCGUUAGUCAAAAUAUAGUACGUCCUAUAAUGUUGUAGAUUAAGUAGAUUUCGGAAUUUGCAUAGUUCAAUUUGGUUCCUAAAUAAAAUUUUGGUUUAUAAAUAAUUAGUUUAAUUGUUGUGGAACAACUACAUCAUACGGAUGCCUAUUUUACCAUCAUGAUACAAGAGUUUAUUAAUUGGCAUAUAUUAUCAAAAUUCGCAAUACGAAUACAACAUAGAGGUGUUGUAGAAAUAAAAAAUAUGACCCCCGUUUUCUUUAAGUAAAAUCUAUUGUGAACAAAGAAAUACAUAUAAUACUAUGUUAUAGGUAUGAAUGUAUAAUAUAUACAGUUUGAGUUCUAUAAACAAUAAAAAACCUAUACAAUUGUUUGGUAUCAAAAGAGUUCGAUAAACGACUCAUGCCUAAAGCAGUAACAACGAAUAGUGCAAUAUGGUCAAAACAUCGAGUGAGGUAAAUAGUUGUUGCUAUAAUUAAUCCGUUUGACACGGAUGUCAAACGGUCAAUGUGAUAAAGAAGGCAAUAUCGCGAUAAUUGAAUAAAUUUUUACUUAUUUUUUACUUUAAAAUAUGCUCAUUUCGACAUAACCAAUGCAAACUAUGACACAGAUUAUAGUUUUUAAGAAUUAGGUUAUUAAUAUACUAAAACAAGAAGGUACCUGUAAUAAUUGUAAAUGAUUAGCAUAGGUCUUCCCACCUAUUUGCCAUACAAUCUGUUACUUCAAAGUACUACAUCGUUCAACUUUAACGAAAUGUCAACAAUAUUGACCAAUUAUCUUGGGAUAUAUUGGACUCUCAAAAUUGACGCCAAUAACACGACUGCAUGAUGGAUAAUUGGGUUGUUAAGUUAAAGCAUAUAUGUGUGUACACUACUGUAAAUAUGGGUUUGGGUCUGGAAGAUAUUUUUGUGCAUGAUGAUGAAAUUAGUUACUAAGGAUAUCAUGAUUAUUUCAGUGGUUUCCGUUUAUUGUAAACAACGGGGUGAGUAAUAUGGACUUUUUUAUUAAUAAUUCCC